Molecule: messenger RNA, 690 nt
Organism: Penicillium paradoxum
Lineage: Eukaryota; Fungi; Ascomycota; Eurotiomycetes; Eurotiales; Aspergillaceae
Exons: 3
Coding region: 1-690 (229 amino acids)
Biological process (GO): protein polyubiquitination; proteasome-mediated ubiquitin-dependent protein catabolic process
Molecular function (GO): ubiquitin conjugating enzyme activity
Source: RefSeq, a predicted model, not a curated record
AUGGCGGAGCGUAUUCUCAUGAAUGAAUUCAAAGGCCUGCUCAAGGAGAAGUGGGCACAUGUCCAGUUGCACGAUGAUGAUAUUUUCAACUGGGAUGUCGCACUGAUUGUGACCAACCCGGACUCCAUGUACUACGGCGGUUACUUCAAGGCCUCCAUGACGUUCCCGUCAAACUACCCUUACGCUCCGCCGAAGUUCUGUUUCCUGAAGCCCCUUCACCACCCGAACAUAUACACCAAUGGCAAAUUGUGCAUCUCCAUCCUCCACCCACCCGGCGAAGAUGAAAUGUCUGGCGAGCUUGCCUCGGAGCGCUGGUCCCCCGCCCAGCGCGUCGAGUCGGUUCUGAUCUCCAUCCUUUCCUUGCUUGACGAUGCCGAGCCCUCGUCUCCUGCCAACGUCGACGCUGCUGUCCUACUUCGCAAUGAACCGGAGAAAUAUCGCGAGCUUGUCAAGGCCGAUGUCGAGAAGUCUAAGCUUGAUAUCCCCGCGGGCUUUGUGAUGCCUACCCAGGAGACUACGGUUCACGAACCCGCGGAGAAGGAGGACCUUGACUUCUGGGCUGAUAGUGAUGUGGACAGCGAUGUGUUUGGGGGCAGUGACUCUGACGACGACAUGGAUCAGUCCAGUGGUAGUGAUAUGGAGCUGGAUGGUGAUGAUUCCGAGGAUGAACCCACCGAGAAGAAGGGUUAG